Messenger RNA from Didymella exigua CBS 183.55, 708 nucleotides. Its product is annotated as 40S ribosomal protein S26. Gene Ontology annotation, biological process: translation. Lineage: Eukaryota; Fungi; Ascomycota; Dothideomycetes; Pleosporales; Didymellaceae. Bases 133 to 498 code for a protein of 121 amino acids. Gene Ontology annotation, molecular function: structural constituent of ribosome; mRNA binding. Gene Ontology annotation, cellular component: ribosome; cytosolic small ribosomal subunit. The transcript is spliced from 7 exons. The record is from RefSeq and is a predicted model, not a curated record.
UCGUACUAGCGCCAGCCAAGCAAACGUGGCCCACAGCCAGUGUGGGCGCUAGCAAUAUUGCCCUCGAACCGCAGCUUCCUCGCGACAACCCGACUCUAACCCACAGGAAGAAAUUCACCAAAUUCGCCCAACAUGGUCAAGAAGCGAGCAUCCAACGGUCGUAACAAGAAGGGUCGCGGCCACGUCAAGCCCAUCCGCUGCUCCAACUGCUCGCGAUGCACUCCCAAGGACAAGGCGAUCAAGAGAUUCACCAUUCGCAACAUGGUUGAGUCCGCCGCCAUCCGUGACAUCUCCGAUGCUUCCGUCUUCCCCGAGUACACCGUUCCCAAGAUGUACCUGAAGCUCAUGUACUGCGUCUCCUGCGCUAUCCACGGAAAGAUCGUGCGUGUUCGCUCCCGCGAGGGACGCCGCAACAGGGCGCCUCCUCCUCGCGUCCGCUUCAACAAGGAUGGAAAGAAGAUCGUCCCCCAGGUCGCAGCUAAGACCACCACCGCCUAAACGUUUGACAACGGUGUCUGGGAGUGAAUGAUCAUGGCGCUUGGGUCUACGGGUCUUACGAAGCCUCACACUCUGGUACACGAGUAACAUCGUAUGAGACGAGGCAGGCUACAUGUGACGAUUUAUGGUUGCAACUUUGCUCAAAAAGAAUGCAAACAGCAUCAGGGCUGGCCAUGAGCUAGUAAACGAUAUCCAAGUCGAUUGUAUCAG